UUUUUCAAUUUUUGACCAAUUCUUAAAUGUUAUGGGCCACCCUGUAAUUCAACGCCCCAUGAAGAUCAACAAAUGAGACAGAAUUGCGGUUUGGCAACAUGUCCCUACUCCAAUGUGCUAAUUUGACGGAUUAUUUGAAGACUUUGGGGCCCUCUCAGUUAGAGAAUCUCUACGUCCAUCCAGCCACAGCUCUAGCCGUUUUCAGAGAGCUUCCGUUGCUGGGUCAGCAUUACGUGCUCCGUUUGCUCCACGUGGAGCAGAGCGUGCCUAAAGCCGUGGUCUCAUCAUGGGUGUCAAGGGUGGAUCAGUACCGAAAAAUAGAAGUCCAAGCCAUGGAAGCCCUCACCAAUCUCCGCGUCUGGACGUCGGCCACCAAUCAGGCCGGGAUGGAAUCACUCACCCUGGACGACACCUUCAAGCAAAAUCUCAAAACUGCACUCAUGGGAGGAGGUUCACCGUGGACCACGUCGCGUUACUUGGACCUAGAUCCGAACCGCAGAGAUGCGGCCUACCUUGAUCAGUACUCCCAAGAGCGAUGGGACACCGUGUUACAUUACAUGGUGGGCUCUUCUCAACAAGAGGGUAUUUCCGCCGAUGCAGUCCGAAUCCUGCUCAGCUCAGGCUUGAUGGUGGUGACUCCGGGCACGACUGAGCCUACCAUCACGCGGUCCGGCUUUCAGUUCCUCUUGAUGGACACACCAUCCCAGGUGUGGUUCUUCAUCCUACAGUAUUUGGACUCGGUAAAAUCGCGGAAUCUGAAUCUCACCGAAUGUCUCAAUUUCUUGUUCCAACUCUCUUUCUCGGAACUCGGCAAGGACUACAGCACAAGCGGCUUGAGUCAUGGCCUUUUGGUUUUCCUUCAACAUUUACGGGAAUUUGGAUUAGUUUAUCAACGAAAACGAAGUGCCGGUCGCUUUUACCCCACAAGAUUGGCCUUGAACAUUGCAUCUGGAGAGAACAAAAGCCUUUUGGAACGGCACAGAGAGGGCUACAUUGUGGUUGAAACCAAUUACAGGAUAUACGCCUAUUCCAAUUCCAAUUUACAAGUAGCUCUCAUCGGAUUGUUCGCCGAAGUGCUUUACCGGUUCCCCAAUUUAGCCGUGGCAGUUGUCACGCGAGAUUCCAUCCGCCAAGCUCUCCGUGGAGGCAUCAAGGCAUCGCAAAUCGUGCGAUUCCUCCAAAUGCACGCCCAUCCCCGCCAGCAAGAGCAAUCGCAGAAAAAGAAGCGCGACGAGAAGCUCAGUAACGAGAGAGCCAAAGAUGUCAUUCCAGGUACCGUGGUGGACCAAAUCUACUUAUGGGAGAAAGAACGCGAUAGGUUUACGUUUGAGGAGGGCGUGUUGUACAAUCAGUUCCUAUCCCAAGGAGACUAUGAAACGGUCAAAAAUUAUGCGGACAGUCAGGGUGUUCUCAAUUGGUCGAAUGAUCAAAACCGCACUAUAAUUGUGUCGCGUGCGGGUCAUGAUGACGUUAGAAAGUUCUGGCGGCGGCAUUCACGGGGAGGAAACUGACAAACUAAUGUUGUCAAUAAACAAAAUUCAUGCUAUAACCAA
This is a messenger RNA of Tigriopus californicus, 1553 nucleotides long. It is a transcript of the gene mrn, whose product is annotated as general transcription factor IIH subunit 4-like. Gene Ontology annotation, cellular component: transcription factor TFIIH holo complex; transcription factor TFIIH core complex. Gene Ontology annotation, molecular function: double-stranded DNA binding; ATPase activator activity. Gene Ontology annotation, biological process: nucleotide-excision repair. The record is from RefSeq and is a predicted model, not a curated record. The transcript is spliced from 8 exons. Lineage: Eukaryota; Metazoa; Arthropoda; Copepoda; Harpacticoida; Harpacticidae. The coding region runs from base 99 to 1511 and encodes 470 amino acids.